AUGGUCUUUCGCGGUCGUCCAUCAAAGGCCUGCCAGCGCUGUCGGACUCGGCGGUUGAAGGCAAUCCGUAUUGAGGAUCAGACGGAGGACGCGCGGCGCAAGGCUCUGCUGAAGUCGAAACCUGCUCGGCUGACAGAGGCUUCGCUAUCAGUCUCCAUCGACGUCCAGGCCCGUAUGGUUUUCUUCGCCCAUUACGUGUCUGUAGGCUCCCGUGGAUGGGACUUUCUGAUUCGAUGGGAACGUGAGAUGGAAGUGGCGCCUCGUUGGUUAAAUGCGAGCAUUGAUGCAGUGAGCUUAGCUCUUCUGGCGCAUCACCAUGUCUCGGCUCCUUUACUGUCCUUGGCUCGUCAGCGGUAUGCUUUGGCUUUGCGCGUGAUGAAACAGGCUUUGAGCUUUGCCCCGAUUGCGAGAGAUAGCCUGAUCGCGGCAUCUCUACUAUUGGACCUGUUCGAAAAGAUCACGCACACCGAAGCCAGCGUCAUUCAAUUCUGGCCGAGCCAUGUCAACGGAACACUCGCUUUGAUUCGGAAGACCGGAGUAGAGCAUUUUCAAGAUCACUGUGCACUACGGAUCAUGUCACGAUUUCUAACCAACUAUAUCAUCAGCUGCGUGGCCAGCGCGCAUGCUGUCUCCAGUGACGUUCUCAUACUCCGUGACCAUCUCGAGCGUCAUUUGGACCUGAAAGACGAUCCGAAAUGGAAGAUCUCGGGGCUGACGAUAGAGUAUGCCUCUUUCCUCAAUGCAGUUCACACUGGCAGAUGGUCACUUCAGGAUAGCAUGGCCCGCGCACAGGAUCUUGACCAGGCCCUUUUAGCGACCUCCCGGGACAUGCCUCCAGACUGGCAGCCGGAAAGGCGGAUUCUGCGGUACCCCUUGCCCCAUGUGUAUGGCCAGGAAAUGGACUUCUAUCGUGAUCGUCAUGCCACUCAGACCUGGAAUGUUGUGCGGCAGGUGCGCAUCCAGCUCAACGAAUAUCUCCUGGACUGUUAUGAGACGUUGAACGCAACCCACGGAGUCAACCAGCUCGCUGCAUCUGAAGCUGCCUUGAGUAAUAUUACAGCACUGUCGCUCGAGGUAUAUGCCUCCGUUCCACAAUAUGCAAGCUAUGCCUGCCGGGCAAAAUGCAGCCAAGGACAGGCAGAUAACACAGAUCUCUCCGUUGUCCCGCAGAAGGGCUGCAACAAAGUGCAUACGCCGUCCGAGCUCCUCGACUGCUACACUCUUCUGUUUCCUAUGUAUAUUGCCGCUCGAUCCAAGGCUGCCACAGCCGAUCAGAGACAGUGGGUCUCGUACAUGUUCCGUUAUAUCAGCGAUCACUUUGGCAUUCGUAAUGCCUUGCUCCUGGCACAAAUACUCGAUCAGAACAGCGAUAUUAGCCCUUGGUGCAUUUAUGCUAUGCUAGGGGGAUACGGAUUCGCCGCUUGA
Aspergillus fischeri NRRL 181 is the source of this 1425-nucleotide messenger RNA. RefSeq lists its product as uncharacterized. Lineage: Eukaryota; Fungi; Ascomycota; Eurotiomycetes; Eurotiales; Aspergillaceae. The coding region runs from base 1 to 1425 and encodes 474 amino acids. The transcript has 2 exons. The record is from RefSeq and is a predicted model, not a curated record.